Messenger RNA from Brachypodium distachyon (stiff brome), 1827 nucleotides. RefSeq names its product spermine synthase. NCBI's taxonomy places the organism in Eukaryota, Viridiplantae, Streptophyta, Magnoliopsida, Poales, Poaceae. Bases 281 to 1435 code for a protein of 384 amino acids. Gene Ontology annotation, cellular component: cytosol. Gene Ontology annotation, biological process: spermidine biosynthetic process. The record is from RefSeq and is a predicted model, not a curated record. The transcript is spliced from 13 exons. Gene Ontology annotation, molecular function: spermidine synthase activity.
AGCCGCGACAAGUCACCACCACUACACAUGGCCGCCUAUUUAACCCCGCUCCUCCUCUUCUCGCCCGCCGCAUCCACUUUCUCCCAGUCCCAGCAGCGGUAGCAGGCUGAGCAGAGGAUCCUCCUUCCGUCGCCAUUCGCAGAAAUUAUUCUGUUGCUGUCGGUGCUGGUGAUCCAGGAACAGCGAGGGUGUGUCUUUACAUUAUUUAUUCAUCCGUCAAGGGGCUUUGUAGAAUUGGGUCACGAGCAGAGGCUGGGAACCUUAAACCAGAACAAGCUUCAUGGAAGAUGGAGGUGCAAGAAAUGUUUCUGCAGCUGCAGCACAAACAAAGAGUGGGGAUGAUGGCACAUCCAAGCCACUGCCUCCUUGCUGCAUCAAGGCGAAGGCUGCUGCAGCAGAAUCUGAGGCUAAAUGCCACGCUACAGUUGUAUCUGGGUGGUUCACAGAACCCCGCUCACGCUUUGGUAAAACAAGCAAAGUGCAGUACUUCAACAAUCCAAUGUGGCCUGGAGAGGCCCAUUCAUUGAAAGUAGAGAAGAUUUUGUUCCAGGGAAAAUCACCUUACCAAGAAAUUUUAGUUUUCGAGUCUUCAACCUAUGGGAAUGUCCUUGUGCUUGAUGGUAUUGUUCAGCUGACUGACAAGGAUGAAUGUGCAUACCAGGAAAUGGUUACUCACCUUCCACUAUGCUCUAUUCCAUCCCCAAAAAAUGUUUUGGUUGUUGGGGGUGGUGAUGGUGGUGUACUACGAGAAAUAGCGAAGCAUGAUUCAGUGCAGACUAUAGACAUAUGUGAGAUUGAUCAGCUGGUUAUCAAUGUUUGUAAAGAUUACUUCCCACAUUUAUAUGUUGGAUAUGAAGAUCCUCGUGUCCAGCUUCAUGUUGGUGAUGCUGUGGAUUUCUUGAGGAAUGCUCCUGAAGGGAAAUAUGAUGCCAUUAUUGUUGAUUCGUCAGAUCCAAUUGGGCCAGCUCAGGAACUUGUGGAGAAGCCCUUUUUCCAAACAAUUGCUAGAGCUUUAAAGCCAGGUGGUGUUCUUUGUAAUCUAGCCGAGAGUAUGUGGCUGCACACACAUCUAAUCCAGGAUAUGCUCUCUAUCUGUCGUGAGACAUUCAAGGGUGCCAUCCACUAUGCCUGGACAAGCGUUCCAACAUAUCCUAGUGGUGUCAUUGGGUUCCUGCUAUGCGCAAAGGAAGGUCCACCAGUGAACUUCUUGACUCCUGUGAAUCCAAUUGAGAAACUGGUAGGAGAUACAAUAGCUGGAAAGGAAAUGAGAUUUUACAACUCAGAGAUUCAUAGGGCUGCUUUUAUUCUGCCAACAUUUGUGAGGAAGGAACUGGAGGCACAUAGCAUUUCUACCAAAAAGGAGAAACCAGAGAAGCCAGCCAUGAAACCAGUCCAGAUGAAUAUAAUGCCAGACAGCGCCAUCCUGAGCUCCUGAGUGCUUCCUACCCCCGGGGACAGCGGCAUAUUCUAUUAUCAUCUUCCUCGACGAACCACGCCGUAUAUAUCCAUGUUGUCAUCUGGCCAAUAGAAAAUUAUCACAGAAAUGAUAUGAUAUUGUGGCGCUGUAGCAUAAGCAAACCACGCCGUAUAUAUCCAUGUUGUCAUCUGGCCAAUAGAAAAUUAUCACAGAAAUGAUAUGAUAUUGUGGCGCUGUAGCAUAAGCAUAGUUGUAUCACAGUACUGAGUGUAGAAUGUCAUCGAGUAUAUAUAUGGUAUGUUGUGGUUGAGUGAAUAAAGUGGGAGCAAAACGGAUGUGUGAUCAAAUAAUGUAUUCCCCAAAGCUGAAAUCCCUGCUUGUGUGUUAUGUAUAGAUGUCCAUUGUAAUUA